CGAGGGGAGGAAGAUGGAGGCCGCGGGGAGGCCUGAGGGGAGGAAGAUGGAGGCCGCGGGGCGGCCGGAGGGGACGCGGCCGACAGGGGCCCUGGUCUUCGACCAGCUGCGAGAUGUGAUAGCCGCGCAGGAGCGGGUCAUCGAGCGGCAGAGGGUCGCGAUGGCCAUUCAGGAGGUGAAAACCGUGAGCAAGGACGAUUACGACACCGUGGUGAAGAAGUUGGAGGCCGAAAAGGCGGAGCACGCCAAGACCAAGAGCCGGCUGGCCAAGGAGUCGGAGAAGCUGCAGUUCGCCCUGGGAGAAGUGGAGGUCCUGGCUCGGCAGCUGGAGCGGGAGAAGGAGGCCUUCGAGAAAGCCCUUUCCGGGGUGCAGAGCAAAGUGCUGAAGGAAUCCUCCCAAAAGGACAAGCUUCUCACCAAGUGUACUGAGAUAGAGUCCCGCAUCCAUAAGCAAGAAGGCAUCCUGCACGUCAGAGAAAAUGAAAUCAAGGAACUGCAUCGGAUCAUCACCCAGCAGAAACACAGCUUCAGGACCCAGGUGUCCGACCUCCGGAUCCAGAAGCAGCAGGAGCGGUACAUCACGCAGGCUUUGGAGAAGAAGAAGAAGAAGAAGAAGGCGGGCACGGGGUCAAAGGGACAAUAAGCAAUAAAUGGGAAGCCAGCGU
Molecule: messenger RNA, 665 nt
Organism: Tachyglossus aculeatus (Australian echidna)
Lineage: Eukaryota; Metazoa; Chordata; Mammalia; Monotremata; Tachyglossidae
Gene: SPATA24
Product: spermatogenesis associated 24
Exons: 6
Coding region: 14-643 (209 amino acids)
Cellular component (GO): nucleus; cytoplasm
Molecular function (GO): DNA binding
Source: RefSeq, a predicted model, not a curated record